Messenger RNA from Striga asiatica, 399 nucleotides. Lineage: Eukaryota; Viridiplantae; Streptophyta; Magnoliopsida; Lamiales; Orobanchaceae. The record is from the annotation of a GenBank genome assembly.
AUGGAGAGAGAAAAUGAUGAAAACGCAAUCGAAAGAAGAGAAUCUGCAAUAGCAUCGUCAGCCAAUUUCAAGCCGAAAAGUGGAAUCACCGAGUCCCAGCUUGCCAAGUUUCAGGAGUUGCACAAGAGGCGUUUGAAAAUCAAAGCCAAGUCGAAAGCAGGGGGAAAAGGACAAAGCAAACCCCAUAAGAAGGUCGUUGAAGCUCGUGAGUGCACGGAACCCUGCAAAUCGGCUUCGAAUUAUGCAAUUGUUUCAAACUCAGAAGGCAAAACAGUAGAUGUUUCUCCCGAGGAAGGGAGCAAGUCAGCCGGGAACUCAACAAUGAAAAAACGGCAAAAGCUGUAUUGGGGGUAUUCUCGAAUUUUAGUGGACAUUUAUGUAUACUACAUCGACCUUCAC